Sitodiplosis mosellana (orange wheat blossom midge) is the source of this 948-nucleotide messenger RNA. RefSeq names its product glutathione S-transferase-like. The record is from RefSeq and is a predicted model, not a curated record. Gene Ontology annotation, molecular function: glutathione transferase activity. The transcript has 5 exons. Bases 121 to 846 code for a protein of 241 amino acids. Gene Ontology annotation, biological process: glutathione metabolic process. Lineage: Eukaryota; Metazoa; Arthropoda; Insecta; Diptera; Cecidomyiidae.
UGUCAAAAUUGUUUUAUUUACAUUCCUUCGUUCAUCUGAGUCGGUGGAUUUGAAUAGCUUUGACAAAAAUUUGAAGCUGAAGAGCGACUAAAACAAUUUUGAUCAAUUUUCAACAUCAAAAUGAGAACAAUUUCUUUGGAAUUCAUUACCAAAUUGGUAAUACCAGCUUUGGUGUCAUCGAUUUUCAUGAUUUCGUUUUUUUCUUCGUAUUUUAGUUUGAAUCGUGAAAUGUCGCAACCAACGUACAAACUGUAUUAUUUCGAUAUUAGGGGUUUGGGUGAGCAAAUCCGUAUCUUGUUAGCCUAUGGUGGUAUCGAAUACGAGGACAUUCGCAUCACUCAAGAAGAAUGGCCUGCAAUCAAACCAACGAUGCCAUUUGGGCAAAUACCUGUACUUGAAGUCGACGGUACACGUGUCUAUCAAAGCACUUCAAUUACCCGUUAUCUCGCUAAACACGUCGGUUUGGCUGGUGCCGAUGAUUGGGAAAGUCUUCUGAUCGAUAUCGCCGUUGAUAAUCUCAACGAAUUCGACUCGAAAUUGGUCGCUGCUCAUUAUGAAAAAGAUGACGCCAUAAAAGCCAUAAAGUUGGCUGCUGUUAAGGACGAAAUCCUUCCAUUCUAUUUGGACAAAUUCGAAAGCUUCGCCAAAGAAAACAAUGGCCAUUUGGCUCUUGGAAAGUUGACUUGGGCUGAUAUUUUCUUCGUUGCUCAUUUGGAUUUCUUCAACAUGGUCGCCGGCUUCAAUGUGAUUGCCGACCGUCCAAAUUUGCAAAACGUAGUCAGCAACGUUUCCAAUGUUGAAUCAAUUAAGGCUUGGUUCGAAAAGCGACCAGAUAGUCUUUAUUGAGCACUUUCGUUCAAUUGUUUUGUUUUCAAAUAUGCUUUUAUUGUUUUUUAUUCUUUGAAAUGUUUAAAUAAAGACGCAAAUUAUAUAUGAUUGUUUUGAAAA